Messenger RNA from Aspergillus terreus NIH2624, 1488 nucleotides. RefSeq names its product putative neutral amino acid permease. NCBI's taxonomy places the organism in Eukaryota, Fungi, Ascomycota, Eurotiomycetes, Eurotiales, Aspergillaceae. Gene Ontology annotation, molecular function: amino acid transmembrane transporter activity. Gene Ontology annotation, biological process: amino acid transmembrane transport. Gene Ontology annotation, cellular component: vacuolar membrane. The coding region runs from base 1 to 1488 and encodes 495 amino acids. The record is from RefSeq and is a predicted model, not a curated record. The transcript is spliced from 5 exons.
AUGGCGGCAACCAAUACAUCCAAGGCCCUUGACGGGUCCCGGGACGCUCCCCGGUCUUCGUCCGUGUCAGAUCCCUCUCCCGACGAGUUGAAGCUGGACCUGGAGAAUCAAAGUCGGAACGUUCAGUCCGACUCGGACACCGAUGAUGUGGGCCGUCAGAUCGAACUCGAGGCCGGGAAUUCGAUCAAGUACCGGACCUGCAGCUGGCAAAAGACUGCGGCCUUGUUGUUCUCGGAGUAUAUCUGUUUGGCGAUCAUGUCCUUCCCCUGGUCCUAUUCCGUCCUUGGUCUAGUUCCUGGCUUGAUCCUGACCGUGUUCAUCGCGGCUGUUGUGCUGUAUACCUCGCUCACGAUCUGGAAGUUCUGCCUGCGUCAUCCCCAUGUUCGUGAUGUGUGUGAUAUCGGUCAGCACUUGUUCUGGGACUCCAGGAUCGCCUGGUAUCUGACCGCGAUCAUGUUCCUCCUGAACAAUACCUUCAUUCAGGGAUUGCACUGUUUGGUGGGUGCGGAGUACCUCAACACAAUCACGGGCCAUUCGAGAUGCACCAUUGUGUUCUCCGUGAUCACCGCCAUCAUCUCUUUCAUCUUCUCCCUUCCCCGAACUUUCAGUACGCUGUCCAAGGUUGCGACAUUCUCCGCUUUGACCACCUUCAUAUCCGUCCUGUUGGCCAUGAUCUUUUCCGGCAUUGAAGAUCACCCUGCUGGAUACACUCCUGCGCAGGGAAACCCAAUCGUGACCGCCCUCCCGGUCAAGGGAACCACUUUCGUGUCUGCCAUGAGCGCUUUCCUCAAUAUCAGCUACACCUUUAUCGGGCAGAUUACCCUCCCCAGCUUCAUCGCCGAAAUGAGAGAACCUAAAGACUUCUGGAAGUCCGUCACGGCGGUGACAAUCGCCGAGAUUAUCGUGUUCAGUUUGGCUGGUGCCAUCAUCUACGUUUACACUGGCAACCAGUACAUGACAGCCCCGGCAUUUGGUUCGCUGGGCGACGAGGUGUACAAGAAGGUCUCCUUUUCCUUUAUGAUCCCGACCUUGAUCUUCUUGGGAGUGCUCUAUGCCUCGGUCUCGGCUCGCUUCCUCUUCUUCCGUCUUUUUGAUGGCACCCACCACAAGGGCAAUCAUACCGUGGUCGGGUGGGCCGCUUGGGCGGGUAUCCUUGCCUGUCUGUGGAUUUUGGCCUUCAUCAUCGCCGAAGUCAUUCCCUUCUUCUCUGACCUCCUCUCCAUUAUGAGCUCGCUGUUCGACUCCUUUUUUGGGUUUAUAUUUUGGGGUGUGGCUUACCUCCGAAUGCGGCGUGCCGAGUAUGGACCUGGGUUCUGGAAGAAACGGGGCCUUCGGGGUUGGUUAGGAGCCAUUCUCAAUGUUGGGCUAAUCGGCAUAGGAUUCUUCUUCCUCGGACCGGGAACUUAUGCCUCUAUUAAGAGCGUGAUCUUGAACUACCAAGCGGGAACUGUGGGUAGUCCAUUCUCCUGCGCCAAUAAUGGGCUCUAG